Messenger RNA from Ooceraea biroi (clonal raider ant), 694 nucleotides. Its product is annotated as translation machinery-associated protein 7 homolog. The record is from RefSeq and is a predicted model, not a curated record. Lineage: Eukaryota; Metazoa; Arthropoda; Insecta; Hymenoptera; Formicidae.
GCAGCACAAUCGGUACAAUCAGUUCCAGAAGUUCGCCGUAUCACAUAAAUAUCUAUCAAUUUUCACAGCUGAAUAGUUUUCGGAAACUGCGUAUUCUUGUUUGUACUUGGUGAAAGUUUAGUAUACAGUUGCAAGAUGUCUGGUCGAGACGGAGGCAAAAAGAAGCCCCUGAAGGCGCCCAAGAAGGAAUCAAAAGAGUUAGAUGACCAAGACGUAGCGUUUAAGCAGAAGCAAAAGGAACAGCAAAAAGCAUUAGCUGAGGCAGCAAAAAAAGCCAGCCAAAAGGGUCCUUUAGUCACUGGUGGUAUAAAAAAAUCUGGGAAGAAAUGAUUGUAAACCAACGAGUGAAGUUCGUGUUCUAUCGUGCACUUAAUGUUCCAACUGUAAUAAUUUUGGACUGUCCUACACAAGAUUGCGGAUUCUGUUCAUGUGCUCUCUGGUUAUGAGAAAUAUUCCAAACUUGUAAAUAAAAUGACAUUAUGUACGUGCAUUUUUUUUCACAAUCAACGUUGUGUCAGAUUUGUAUAUCGAUGUUUCUCAGUUAAAGGAUUGUACGUUUUACGUUAAAUGUUGAAUCACGAAGAGAGCGGAACAAUUAAUAUACAAAAAAACUUUGUAACAAUAUCAAUCCUCGUGCAAAGUAUAAUUAUUGAAACAUGUUUGGCAUGAGAAUAAAACUGUGUCCGACUUGGCA